Carassius auratus (goldfish) is the source of this 5520-nucleotide messenger RNA. RefSeq names its product voltage-dependent R-type calcium channel subunit alpha-1E-like. Gene Ontology annotation, molecular function: high voltage-gated calcium channel activity. Gene Ontology annotation, cellular component: neuronal cell body; membrane; voltage-gated calcium channel complex. The record is from RefSeq and is a predicted model, not a curated record. Gene Ontology annotation, biological process: chemical synaptic transmission; calcium ion import across plasma membrane. NCBI's taxonomy places the organism in Eukaryota, Metazoa, Chordata, Actinopteri, Cypriniformes, Cyprinidae.
GCCUGCCACUAUAUUGUCAAUCUUCGUUAUUUCGAGAUGUCAAUCCUUCUUGUGAUCACCGCCAGCAGUAUCGCCUUGGCUGCUGAAGACCCUGUCAACACUAAUUCGGACAGGAACAAAGUGCUACGCUACUUUGACUAUGUAUUCACUGGCGUCUUUACAUUCGAAAUGAUAAUCAAGAUGAUUGAUCAAGGUUUGAUCUUACAUGAUGGCUCCUAUUUCCGUGACCUGUGGAACAUUCUGGACUUCAUAGUUGUGGUGGGAGCUCUGGUGGCCUUUGCUCUCACGAAUGUGAUGGGGAGUAACACAGGAAGAGACAUUAAAACCAUCAAAUCACUGCGUGUUCUCAGAGUAUUGAGGCCUCUUAAGACUAUUAAAAGACUUCCCAAACUUAAGGCCGUGUUUGACUGUGUGGUCACAUCGCUAAAAAAUGUCUUCAACAUCCUCAUCGUCUACAAGCUCUUUAUGUUCAUAUUUGCAGUCAUUGCAGUGCAGCUUUUCAAAGGGAAAUUUUACUACUGUACCGACAGUUCCAAGGACACAGAAAACGAGUGCAAGGGUUACUACAUUGACUAUGACAAAGACAAGAAAAAGGAGAAACGAGAGUGGAAGAGACGUGAUUUUCAUUAUGAUAACAUCAUCUGGGCUCUGUUGACUCUCUUCACUGUAUCCACUGGAGAAGGGUGGCCACAAGUUUUGCAGCACUCUGUGGAUGUGACCGAGGAGGACCGGGGUCCCAGUCAGGGAAACAGAAUGGAGAUGUCCAUCUUUUACGUCAUUUAUUUUGUGGUGUUUCCCUUCUUCUUCGUCAACAUAUUUGUGGCCCUCAUCAUCAUCACCUUCCAAGAGCAGGGUGACAAAAUGAUGGAGGAGUGCAGUCUGGAGAAAAACGAGAGGGCUUGUAUCGACUUUGCCAUCAGUGCAAAACCUUUGACUCGCUACAUGCCCCAGAACAGACAGACCUUACAGUACCGGCUGUGGCACUUUGUGGUGUCUCCUGUUUUUGAAUACACCAUACUGACAAUGAUCGCCCUUAACACCAUCGUUCUCAUGAUGAAGCAUCAUGAACCUAUUGACGGCUAUGAAAAUGUACUAAAAUACCUCAACACUGUGUUCACUGUUAUUUUCACUGUGGAAUGUGUUCUCAAGAUCCUGGCAUUUGGUAUUGUGAAUUAUUUCAGAGACACAUGGAAUAUAUUUGACUUCAUCACAGUUCUAGGAAGCAUCACUGAAAUUGUGGUUGACAAAGUCAAUGCAACAAAAGUGAGAACUCAAUCAGCUUCACAAACAAGUUUUAAUAUGGGCUUCCUGAAGUUAUUCCGGGCAGCUCGGCUGAUUAAACUUCUGCGUCAGGGCUACACCAUCCGUAUUCUGCUUUGGACUUUUGUCCAAUCUUUCAAGGCUCUUCCAUAUGUCUGCCUGCUAAUCGCCAUGCUGUUUUUCAUCUAUGCCAUCAUCGGCAUGCAGGUAUUUGGCAACAUCAAGCUAAAUCCAAAAAGCCAUAUCAACGAACACAAUAACUUUAAGACAUUUUUCGGUGCACUCAUGCUUUUGUUUAGGAGUGCAACAGGUGAGUCGUGGCAGGAAAUCAUGUUAUCGUGUUUAGGAGAAAAGGAAUGUGAAAAAGAUGAGUCUCUCAACAACUCAGCAACAAAUGAGAAAAAAGAUUGUGGUACCGACUUUGCAUACUUCUACUUUGUCUCCUUCAUCUUCUUCAGUUCUUUUCUGAUGCUAAAUCUGUUUGUGGCCGUGAUUAUGGAUAACUUUGAGUACCUGACACGUGACUCGUCCAUUCUGGGUCCUCACCACUUGGAUGAGUUUGUACGGAUCUGGGGAGAGUAUGACCGUGCAGCAUGUGGCCGUAUUCAUUACACUGAUAUGUACGAGAUGCUGACCUGCAUGUCGCCACCGCUUGGCCUGGGCAAGAAAUGCCCCUCCAAAGUGGCGUAUAAGCGGUUGGUUCUGAUGAACAUGCCAGUGGAUGAAGACAUGUCCGUCCACUUCACCUCCACUCUUAUGGCUCUGAUACGCACUGCGCUGGACAUUAAAAUUGCUCGAGGGGGUGAGGACAGGGGUCAGAUGGACAUAGAGUUGCAGAAGGAAAUCAGUGUCAUCUGGCCACACCUCUCCCAAAAAUCUCUUGAUCUGCUUGUACCCAUCCACAAAGCCAGUGACAUGACCAUUGGGAAGAUUUAUGCAGCCAUGAUGAUCAUGGACUACUACAAGCAGAACAAAGCUAAGAAGCUCCGGCAACAGCUCGAGGAACAGAAACAUGCACCGAUGUUCCAACGCAUGGAUGCAUCUUCACUGCCACAGGACAUUCUCUGCAGUGCCAAAGCUCUGCCAUUCCUGUCCCACAGUGCAGGAUCUGCCCUGAGUAGAGGUGGGUUUGUGGCACUGAGUCCCAUCUCUCCUCAAGAUCUCUUCAUGCAGCCCUUGGCCCAAGACAGCAUGGAAGACAGGGAUGAAUACCAACACCAGUAUCACCUUCAGAGUAUGGUGCCAGAGCACAAAGAAUUUAGCAGUGCGCUGUGCCCCACUAGCAUGCAGGCUGAUCCUCUGCAAGUGCCGGGGAGAGGCGUCUCUAUCCGAGCCUCUUCCAUGCCUCGCCUGGCGAUAGAGCCACAGGUGUCUUCAGAGAGCAAACUGAUGAAGCGCUCCUUCUCCACGAUCGGUGAUCAGUGUGUGAAUGGUGACUGGCAGGAAGAGUUCUCGCUGGAGAGGGUGAGCCCAGACCGUCUGGAAAGACCCAGGCAAAGAAGCUUCAGAGCUGUCAGGUCAAACCUGCGGGAGCCAGUGGACAAAGAGAGAGGACGGUCUAAAGAGCGAAGACACCUGCUGUCUCCAGAUGUGUCUCGUUGCAACUCAGAGGAAAGGAGUCAAUCCCAGGAGAGACGCCACUCUCGAUCGCCCAGUGAGGGCAGGAAGCACGCGACCCUCAGACAGGGAAAUAGUUCAGGCAGCCCAGUUCCCUCCACUUCUGAUUCAGGGACGCCUCGAGGGCGCCGUCAACUCCCACAGACACCUUCUCGGCCUCGGCCCCACAUCUCCUACUCUCCAUUAGUGUGCCGCGCUAAUCCCACACAGGGGGAGGUACGAUCACUGGCCCAGCCCACAGAAGAAGGGGAGGAACCAGCCGGGACUGGGCCAGGCACCGCCAUGGCCCACUCCACCCCUCACCGCUACAUCUCGGAGCCAUACCUGCCCCUGCAGGAGGACGUUAACAGUCCGGACUCAAGUAGUGUACAGGAGACUCUCACGUUUGAGACUGCCAUAGCAACCAGCCUGGGACGCUCAAACACCAUCAGCUCCGCUCCACAACUACGUCACACCUGGCAGGUGCCUAACGGACAUUUCCGUAAACGACUAGCGCAAGCCACGUCGGGGACGUCAGGCUGCGAGCUUCUCAGUGACACUGAUGAGGAUGACCGGUGUUAGAUUGAUGUUCGGAUUGAUGCCUCUGAACAUUGUGCCUGGAUUUAAGGAAAAAAAUAUGCCUGUGUGUGUUUAUUUGUGUGUCUGUGAAUGUGGAGUCUGAUCAGAGAUGUGUAAUCAUCUCAGAAGAACCAUACUAAAGAACUUAUUGUGGUGAAAGGACAGCAGCAAACAUGUUGAAAUGAUCAAGCAUGAGUACACUGAGGUUGAAGAUCAGGUUUUUGCCCUUACACUUUCUCUGAACCCACCCAUAGAUGAAGUGCUGGCUUUUUCAGAUCCAUCCAAAUGCAUCAUCAGGAUUUGGGUCUUGCCUGAAUACACUCAGGUUUCCAAACCUGCCUCAACAUACUGAGAUGUCCCAUCAGCAGAAAAUCUGUAUACUGCCAAUAAGGACAGCAUGUUCAGACACAGCAUUUACAUGGACCUUUCCUGGCACGGUAUGCAGCAUUGUACAUGUGGAUCCCACUUGUUUAUGAUUUUCAGAGGCUGAUGGGCAAAUGACAGAUGCGUUAGGGGGGCUUUGACAUCCUGAUUGUUCUGCUACCUGUGUCGGAGGUUUAUUAAGGAGGUACACACAACCAUACACUCCAAUACACACACUCAGAAUGUGAGCAGUGAUGUUCAGUCUGUCUAUGACGAGAGGUAAAUACCCCUUUAACUACAUAUCGUAAUAAUGACUGACAUUCCGUGAAGGUAACAGGGAUGUGAAGGGCCUGAUAAAUAGUGCAUGACAUUAAUGCAAGUGGAUCCAGGUGACUUCCUGGCCUUUAACAGUGGAGUCUAUAUGGAGGACUGUAUUGUAUGUAAAUAAUAUAAAUCCAGUAUAUGUACUGAGAAGUUUCCAAGCCAUGUUUUCUGUAAAGAAUCUAAAUUGUCUUAAAGAGGUUAUCUUUUGUGACACAAUGACCAAUCCCUGUCCUUUCUAUUUGUAAUGCAGUCUAUUUGAAGUGGUUCACAUAUACCAUGUUAUGUUUGACUUAUCUCAUUCUUUUCUAGCUGAUUAUUCUUGGCCCUUAAGAAAAUGUCUGAAGUUUCUCUUGGGGUGAAUCUCACAAAGACUGACAGGGUCAUUAUUUCACCGCAAAGCCAAGAGGAACAAUAAACUAUUAUAUUUUGUGGAAAGAAAAUUAAGCAUCCAAUAUGCAAGCAGCCAUUAUGAAUUUUUGCAUUGCUACGUAGAAUUGUUUACCUGUGCAGUAAAUACAAUACAAAAGUAAAAUGGGUUGCGAACAUUAUAUCAAAAUGCAAAAAAAAAAAAAAAAAUCUGGAUACAUUGCAAUCCUGAGAAUUUGGGGGAAAUAAUGUCCUUAAAAUAAUGUCACAAUGCAAAUAAUCUUAAUGGUACACAAAUAGGGAUUCUUGCUGCCUAUGCAAAUUAUAAUUUCAAAGCAACAACAAAAAUGGUAAGAUAUGACCUGUACAUGUUUUACUGUGAUUCACCCCUCUAGCUCUAUUAAAAUAAUGGGAAAGCAAUUACAGUGAGUGUUCGUUGCCUUCGGGUUCAUUUGUAAUGUUUAUUGUGAAUUUCCGUUUAUAGUUUGGCAUAGAAACUGAAUGAUUCUUGUAGUUUAAUUGAAGAGAAGCAUCACCUCCUUACGUGCUAGGCCUAGCAGAAAAGCUGCUCUUGCGAAUGCAUUAGCAAAGUUCAAAAUGUAAAUUUAGCCUGAAUAUGGUGAAUGGGACUGAAAAGUAGCUGUAGGAAAAGGGUGUAACAUAUAAUAUUAGUCUUUUGAGUAUCGUAACAGAAGUAUGGAACCAGUUUUAUUGGUCACCCAACAUGACUCAGACUGGUCUCCUCUCUCAGUUCCACACAAACGACACAAAAAAAACAAAAACAAAACUAAGAUAAUUAAAUAACAUUUUUGAAUUUAUAAAGAUCUUUGGUUAGUUUCUGUAUAUUCCAGCAUAUUAUUAUAAGCAUUUUAAAAUCAGUUGCCCCUCAAGAGAAUUUCUGUAUCAUGUGUUGUGUUGUAAUUUGUUUUCUUGACAUGUUCCUGAAUGUGAAUUGAGAGUAUUUGGUACUUGUUCUUCAUGGCCUGCUGGGGGUCGUUGCCUUGUAAAUUAUAUGAAAUAAAAAAAAGAUUC